CGCCUAACUUCCGGGCUGCGUUACCGGGGCAACGCGUAUAGCCGCUUAGACAGGGAAACAUGGGUUCUGCAGUCACCAGUUCCAGGAGCCGUGCGACAGGCUGUGAAGGAGUGCAGGAAUCAGUUAAAGAUGUGGACAAGAUGUGGAGCAUCAUUGAUAGUUGGAGUCCUAAGACCUUGUCCAGUCCCACAGGCUCACGCUCACAUUUAAAGGGCUGGAAAACAGUGAGAGUUUUUGUCUCAUCAACAUUUGAUGAUUUUCAUUCAGAGAGGGAUGUGCUUAUAAAGAAGGUGUUCCCAGAGCUCCGGGAGUGGUGUGAGGCCCGCAAUCUCUGCCUAGUAGAAUGUGAUUUAAGAUGGGGAAUACCCCAGGACACACCUUCCAGCAAGAUUCUGGCCACCUGCCUUGGUGAGCUGGAUAGAUGUCAGCAGGACACAUAUGGAAAUGCCCUGAUGGUGAUACUGCUGGGAGAGCGUGCUGGCUGGAUCCCAGAUAUUUUUGAGGUUCCCUCUGAGGUUGUGGAACAGUACCACUGGAUACCCGGCAUGUCUAUUACUGGGAUGGAGAUACUUCAUGGAGCUUACAGGAAUUCCAAUCGAAAUGCUGCAUUCUGCCUUCGAGAUCCUUCCUUUUUGGAUCAGUUACCUCUGCAGGAGCUGACUCAGUAUCAAGAAACAGGCCAGAAGGCAUUAUUGGUGCAGUCUCUGAAGCAACAUGUGUACCAUCGGUUUCCGGCAGAACAGAUAUUGAAGUAUGAGUGCAAGGUGGAAGGCAAAGACUGUAUUUCAGGUUCAGAAAAGGUCAGAUUGGGCUUCUCCUGUGAAUUUUCUUCCUGGAUUCUACUGUUCCUCAAGACAAGGAUCAUAGAAACCUUUCCAGGGCAUGCAGAAGUUUUUUCUGAAACAGAGAAGCCAUCCUGGGAACAGUUGGAGGAAGCCCAACACCAAUUAUUCCUUCAGCAGAGGUGCCAGCUGUUUCUGGGACGUGAGCUUGAAGUACAGAGGAUCCUUGAGUUCCUACAAAUGGAAUUUAAAGACUCCGCACAGCAUAUAAACUGCAUGGUUAAAGAAGCAGAAGAGGGAAUUAAGUAUCCUUGGCUCCCUGUUUUGCAAAUCAUAGCGGAACCUGGCAUGGGCAAGUCCUCUUUACUUGCUGCCUGCUUAAUGAGAGCUGUUGAGAUACCUAACAUGACGGUGUUUUACCAUUUUACUGGCUGUUGUCCCUCUUCUGUCCAACUCAGCAACCUAGCAAUGCGAAUCUGCUGCCAUGUAAUGUCAGUUGGCCCAGAGCGUGAUGAUUUUCUGCAGAGGUUAAGAGAUUGUGUUAGAAACGAGGACCUUAAAGAAAUUAUGAUGCAAAUUCUAAAAUCAAGUCCAGUCUCUCCAAACAAAACUCUGUUUUUAUUUAUUGAUGCUGUAAAUCAGCUAUCUAAUCCAUAUGAUACGUCAGAUCUCUUGUCCUGGCUGACCACAGAUGGUUUCUUGCCACCUUCUUGCAGAUGUGUUUUUAGUACUACUACCACUAAUGCACAUUCACCUUUCUGUUUGCAAUUGGAACUACUGUCCCCGCAGUCUGCAAAGGAAUUGGCUGUCAUGUAUCUAUCCCGCUACAGCAAGACCUUGAGUCCUGAGCAACUCAGUCUCUUACUGCAGAACACCUGUUCCCAAAACCCACUGUGGCUGUCUCUGGCCUGUGAGGAGUUGCGUGUCUUUGGCGUAUUUGAGACAGUAACCCAGAAGAUUACAGGGUUUCCUAACAACCUACAAGGGCUUUUAGGAAAUAUUAUACAGCGACUGGUGGAAGAGGAUCCAGCAGCCAGAGUGAAAAAGUUACUAUGCCUGAUGCAUUGCUCUCCUGAGGGAGUCAUUGAGAGAGACCUUUGUGGAGCACUGUCUGAGCUUGAAGGUGGUCCUGAGAUACCACCGUUACACUGGGUUGCUCUUCGUAGAACUUUAGGCUGCCUGUUGCGGGUAGGCCAGGACCACAGAGGGAGAGAUACUCUUAGCUUCUUCCAUGGGAGCGUUGUAAAGGCAGUGGAGCAAUCCUUGCUAGGAACAGACGCAUCCCGGCAGCCAUAUCUAAGCAGUAUGUCCAGUUACUAUGAGCACCACUGUUCAGAUGAUAUGACUGUGGUGUCCCAGCUGCCACGGCUUCUGCAAGAGGCUAAGUUAGGUGAACGCUUGAUUCAGUUCUUAAGAAAGGACCCACGAGCCCUCUGCAUCUCUGCACCAACGCGUGCUCAAUACAUAAAGGUUCUGCGUUGCUCUCAAGUAUGCAGGGAUGGGUUCCCCAGGGCUCCUGCUCUCCUCUGCUCAUUCUGUUCUCUGCGUACUAGAGCAUUUGGCCAGCUUUUCUUGAACAAACAGAGCUGUGUUCUAUGUGGUGCUGCUGUCAUGAUCAUGGGAAGGGAAGCAUUCUUGUGUCCACAGCACUCCAGGCAUGGUGUUUCUGAGUGCCUGGUCUGUAAAUCGCCAAUCCUCGGCCCUAAUCCACCAUCUCCAGGCCUCUUGUGUAACGUCUGUGGUUUCUCCCAAACUUGUAUAACAAUAAAGGUGUGAAAUAUGUUUGCAUUCCUCAAGAGACUAGGAUUUUGUACUCCCAUGUCCUCAAUGCUUCAGACUAUGUGUUUAGGUUGACUGUGAAUACUAAGCUUACAGUAUAUGUAAGUCAUAAUAAUCAUAAUCAUUUACCUUCUGUACCAAAAAAUAAAUUGCAAAUAAAAGUAUAAAAGAUCAAUUAGUAAUAGUGUAAUUGAAUGCAAUAAGAAUUUAAGGCUCUUUUCCCCCAAUGAAAUUAAAUUGUAAAACCGCUUUCUUCA
This is a messenger RNA of Xenopus tropicalis (tropical clawed frog), 2818 nucleotides long. RefSeq names its product telomerase protein component 1. The coding region runs from base 60 to 2558 and encodes 832 amino acids. Lineage: Eukaryota; Metazoa; Chordata; Amphibia; Anura; Pipidae. The transcript has 15 exons. The record is from RefSeq and is a predicted model, not a curated record.